Messenger RNA from Gregarina niphandrodes, 2025 nucleotides. RefSeq lists its product as hypothetical. The transcript has 2 exons. The record is from RefSeq and is a predicted model, not a curated record. NCBI's taxonomy places the organism in Eukaryota, Apicomplexa, Conoidasida, Eugregarinorida, Gregarinidae. Bases 1 to 2025 code for a protein of 674 amino acids.
AUGAAGGCCAACAAGAGUGGAUGUCUGGAGCUCUCGCUGUCGGUUCAUGUUUUGCUGAGUGGUUUCGGGAAUGAGGUGGGUGCUGCCUCUUGCGACCUCGUGUCUGGCUCGGUUUCCCCACGGACUUCUAGACGUCCCGGUGUGAACCUGGGUCCCGAUGUCACGUUGGUUGUUGACGGGGAAUCAAAUGCUAUCCCGUAUGGCGACCUGAAAAGAGUUCAGGGAGUUGUUGCUGAUAUGAUACGAGACUAUUUCGACCAAGACGUUAAGGGUUCUGCACCGGAGAUAAAGACUGUCGGCCAGAGCAGCUUGGACCGCUGCAUGCGUACCCUCGAACAGAGAUUGGUGACCGUAGGAUCCAAUCCAGGCAUGACUUUUGGUACUUCCGGAAAGCGUCCAUGUUGUUCAUGGCAAUGGGCCGGAGUAGCCGGAGAGUUGUACGAGCGACUGGAUCGUGACAGGAUGGUGGCGUUACUGAAACAGUGUGCACUCCUUGUGAGUCGGCCAACGGGAAUGACCGACCAGUGGUAUUUGGCGAAGAUCCUCCAAAGGUGUUUGGACAGUAGACGCAUUAAAAGACUGAUGAAGAACGUAGGAGUGGAAUGCGAUGAGGGUUUUGAAUGUACUAUGCUCCUUCCCGACAUGAUUAUGGCGGACCAUUUCGUCCGUUUCCCGGCAACCAACGAAGCGGGCCGUCGUGUGAUCUUCUCAAUUUCUCACGUUGCUUACUGGUUGCUAAGAACGAAAGGUAAAGUGGGUCGAUUCCGGAAAGUUCUAGGAUCGGGGACAGCUGGCGAGUACCACUGGGGACGUAUCGACGAUUUCUCUAUUAAGCUAACGCGGUUUCUUUGGGACCUGUGGGGAGCCGAGCGCUUUGGGAGAAUUAGUCAACUUGCUAAACAACUGCUUCCUGUCGAGGUUGGUGCCUCCAUGCCUGAGACGUGCUUCUUUUGGUGUUUUGUAGGAGCUAUAGCUCGAACAAAUACACCAGAGUACCAAACAUUUUGUUCGCAAAUUGGAUUUGUCCCAGAGGGUAAGAAUCGUGUGUGGGUAUUGGAGGACCAACACAAGGACUUUGUCGAGCGAAUAACCAGACUCGAGAAAGAGGCCGGGGGUCCCCCGGAGGCUAUUACAACUGAAGAACUCCAAGCUCCGCAAGGGGUGGAUGCCAAUGUGGAAGAAGCUCAGAAAUAUGUUGCUGAAAUGAUACAGGAUUUUUGCAAGGUGGAGGGACCGAGUACAGCGCCAUUGAGCACACUUGCAGAACCCUCCCUCUCCCAAAUAAUGACUAUCGUAGAGAAUAUUCUCUCUCAUGGGCAGAACAUAACGACGCCGUCACAUCACGGCACAUGGCGGUGGGCUAGGGUGGCAGGAGCAUUAUACAACAGAUUGGAUCGCAGUAGAAUCCUCGAAUUGCUUGAUAGCUGCCAAACACAUUUCGGUGGUCGAGAGGAAAUGACGGACCAGUGGUACUUGACGAAACUUCUUCAGGCGUUCGCAGGACGUCGAAGAGCUGCUUCGAGUUCUCUUGUAGACCGCAUAAUGAACCCAGACGAGAGGACAUUUGCUGGCAUGAUCUUGCCUGACAUUGUUAUGGCCCGUCACUUCGUAGGCUUGCCUGCAACAACUACAGAAUCCGACAGGCUGACCAUUUGGACAGUAAUUCAUGUCGUCUCCUGGAUGAUAAAGGCACGCUCCAAUAAGAUUUCUGGCAAACAAACACGGUACAUGAAUGCUGGAAUCGACGAUAACUCCAUCGAACUAGCAGCGGUUCUAUUCAAUCUGUGGGGCCCUGAACGCUUACAACAACAAUACGUGGGAGCGGCAGCAAAGUUGUUGGGCACUUGCGCCAUCAUCUUGGUCUUGACUCCGGUAUGCAAUCCGACACGAAAAGCCGAAAACGGAAAGUACAAGACGAAGGCGAUGCGUUUUUCGGACGGCUACCGGACACCAAUCGCCCACAUCCCACCCGGACCUCUCCCUGUUCAACAAAAACCCCUGCAGGCACACCUACCCGUCAACUAA